Molecule: messenger RNA, 582 nt
Organism: Exophiala bonariae
Lineage: Eukaryota; Fungi; Ascomycota; Eurotiomycetes; Chaetothyriales; Herpotrichiellaceae
Exons: 2
Coding region: 1-582 (193 amino acids)
Source: RefSeq, a predicted model, not a curated record
AUGGCGACACCAGAAGCGGCGCCGGCUGCAGCAAAACCCGAAGCUGCUACGCCGUCGUCGAUUGAGAAAGCGACAGAACCUGAAUUGCCCAAACUCUCCGCCGCCGAUUUCCGGGAAUACAACCAGCUGGCGGAGAUGAUGGAAUUAUAUCACAACCACUUCCGCCACACGUGGAACAUGCUGUAUAAGACAUGCACAACGGGCUCGCGACCGAACGGCAUGUCGCUGCGGUCGUUCUUGAACCAAGGCCUGCAGCUCUGCCGCUCGCUGACUAUGCACCACACGAUCGAAGAGCAGUAUUUCUUCCCGCCGCUCGCGGAGCGCAUGCCCGCGUUCGCCGAGAACGACCAUCUCAUCUCCCAGCACGAGUUGAUCCACGAGGGCAUCGUCCGUCUCGAGGAGUAUCUCCGCGCGUGUGGCGGUGGCGAGCGGGAAUUGCGUCUGCCAGAGUUACAGGGCGUGUUGGAUUCUUUCGGGACGGUCCUCUGGGCGCAUUUGGACGAUGAGGUGCGCAUGCUUGGGGCGGAGAAUAUGCGGAGGUUUUGGUCCAAGGAGGAGGUCGGGGCUUUGAAUAUUGGUUGA